GUGGUGGGGGAGGGGUUGGACCGAGACACGCUACCCAAGGCGUCGACCAUCCAUGACCCUGGAGCGCUCAGCCUUCUGACGACGCACGACUGCUCACUUCUCCCACCGACAGCUCGAAGCUGUUCUUCUAGCGGCGCCAUGCCGUUCCACCACAACAAUCCGCAGCAGUUCAACCUGGCGGCUGGGCUGGGGCAGGCCGCGCAAUUGGGCUCGAUUGGGUCACCGAUGGGCAACUUGAGAACGGCCACGGCCGGCACAACAGCAGCAGGUACAGAUGCGUUCGCGCCUUCCAGCGCAGGCGGGAACCAGGACGAGUUGCACGUAUCGACGCCAGCAUCUGCCCAGCAGCCGCCGCAACAGCAGCAGCAGCAGAUGUACAAUCAGUCUGACCAGUACGCGGGCUCGGCGCCCAAUAUCAGCCUUGAGCAAGCCACCCCCCAGGGCUCUCACUACAGUACGCCUGCCACUUUACCUGGCAGCCUCCAGCCUGCGCAACGUCCAGGACCUUCCUCCGCGAACACUGCGCCGACCGUGCCCACCCAGAACAUCGUCAGCAACGCCAACUCGUACACACUACCCACGCGCUCCAACACCAUAAGCCAGUCGCAGCACUCCUCCUCGCAUACCUACUCGCGCUCGAGCCCAGCUGGCAUGGGCCCUGACCAGAAAUACAUUCCUUUCUCGAACACCCCUGAGCAGUCCAAGUACACAGUAUCUACACCUUCGCAGAAGUACUACCCCUCGACCCCUACCACCAAUGCAUCGCAUUCACCACUAGGGCUGGCUGACAUCAGGCCGCGCGCAAACUCGAGCAUGGACCCAGAAGGCCUAGGACCAAACAACGCCUUCGUCAGCGAGCAGAACAAGACUCCCUCGAACAGCAACUAUCUUGCGCCCUGGAGUAUAUACGCCUACGACUGGUGUAAAUGGAACAUACCAGGCGGUAACAGCGCUGGAAAGAUGGCCGUCGGAAGCUACAUCGAAGAUAACCACAACUUCAUACGUAUCUUGGACACCCAAAUAACACCUCAACACGAUUCUGCCCCUGGCACAUCACCGUAUGGUCUCGAGUACAAUGCGAUCGCCGAGGCCACCUGCUCCUUUCCCGUCACUCGUAUACUGUGGGAGCCUCCAUCGUCACAAAAGCAGUCGACCGAUCUUCUCGCGACUUCUGGCGACCAUCUGCGGCUAUGGUCACUUCCUCAGCCGUCAGGCAACAAUUUGAGCAACACGAUAUCACGGACGUCGUCAGUGAAUACCAGAGAACCUCAGCUGCCAAAGCUCACGCCGCUUGCUCUUCUGUCCAACUCCAAGACCCCCGAGCAUACCGCACCACUGACGUCUCUUGAUUGGAACACCAUGUCGCCUAAGCUCAUUAUCACCUCCAGUAUAGACACAACCUGCACAAUAUGGGAUAUUCCAACGCUCACGGCCAAAACACAGCUGAUUGCACACGACAAGGAGGUGUUUGACGUCCGCUUUUGCGCAGGAAGUGUCGACGUUUUCGUGAGCUGCGGCGCUGACGGUAGUGUUCGCAUGUUUGACCUUCGAAGUCUAGAGCACAGCACCAUCAUUUAUGAGCCGUCUGAUAAGAACAACGACAAAGACAAAGGCUCACCAACGGGCCGUAUGUCCCCAACAAAAGCUCAACAGACCAUGUCUUACGCGCCUCCUCUUCUUCGUCUUGCUGCCUCUCCACACGAUUCGCACCUCCUCGCCACCUUCGCACAAGACUCGAACGUCGUCCGCAUUCUCGACGUACGGCAGCCAGGGCAAGCGCUUCUUGAGCUUCGUGGACACUCUGCAGCACUUAACAGCAUUGAGUGGAAUCCAUCCCGAAGAGGCAUGCUUGCUUCUGGCGGAGAUGACUCUCUCGUACUUGUCUGGGAUCUCCUGCAUGCGAAUACUGGCGCUGCAAUCAGCAGCGAGCACGCUGCUUCCGCACCUCCUGCUCCAGCGACCGCACAACCGACCAACAACGGUACAGGCGCCCAAAAUGUUCCAGUAGGACAAAAGGGCCCAUACGCCAGCUGGCAAUGUGACUAUGAGGUCGGCAACAUCAGUUGGGCACCGCAAAGCGCUCUGACAGGGCAAGGAGGUGAUUGGGUUGGUGUUGCUGGAGGGAGAGGCGUUUGGGGCGUCAAGUUGUGAUGACGAUAUCAAACUCAAAGUGAUCAUUUAGAGCGGAUGCUUAUACGAUGAGCAACGCAGUGUACGAAUGACGAGAACGGUAUGUGCUUCGAGCAUACUUUUGGGGGUUUAAGGAUUACUAUCUUCAACAAGCAACUUGGGGCGUUCUGGGGCCACUUUGACCUAUAUCACAAGAUAUCUGCAGCUCGAAAGACAACACAAAAACAUAUAUUCUCACACCAUUAUGCUGAAGAGUUUGAAACAAUCAAG
Macroventuria anomochaeta is the source of this 2400-nucleotide messenger RNA. RefSeq names its product WD40 repeat-like protein. Gene Ontology annotation, molecular function: protein binding. NCBI's taxonomy places the organism in Eukaryota, Fungi, Ascomycota, Dothideomycetes, Pleosporales, Didymellaceae. Gene Ontology annotation, cellular component: nucleus. The record is from RefSeq and is a predicted model, not a curated record. The transcript is spliced from 3 exons. The coding region runs from base 139 to 2151 and encodes 670 amino acids.